Messenger RNA from Linum trigynum, 3425 nucleotides. The record is from the annotation of a GenBank genome assembly. Lineage: Eukaryota; Viridiplantae; Streptophyta; Magnoliopsida; Malpighiales; Linaceae.
UCAAUAGCUUUAGAUUUCCCUGAACUGACCACCUAAUUAUAGGCUAAUAAUAUCCAAAUGCAAUCGUGAAAAUGAUCAACCAGUCGAUCAGCGUUGGUCGUCCUACGUUGUUUUAGUCUAAAUUCUAAGUCUUAUCUAGUUUAGCAGCAGAGGUUAAUUAGUGAGUUUGAUUAUAUUAUUAUUAUUUUAUUAUUAUUAUUUUUAUUAUUAUGCAUGCAUGAACCAAUUAAUUGCUAGUCCAAUAGUUAAUUAAUUAAGGAUAUAUAUAAUCUCUUCUUACCGGCCGGUCGCAACCAUGUGCAUGACAAGUUUCUUUCCAACCAGCAGAUGGCGUUUUCGAGCCAAAGUUUGAAGGAGAAGUUACCUUAAUUAGUUAGUUAAUAAACUUGACAACUAACGUUUGACAUUACCAAGUUAACGUAAGUUAAUAGAUUAUUAUGGUAUACCAAACGAGGCUCCUUCAAUUAAGGGUCGGUCAGUAAGGAUUUUAAGGAAGAGGGAAGAUAGAAGGGGUGGGCAUCGUUUCGGACCGGAUCGGACCAAACUAAGGAGAAUCACGGUUAAGGGUGGGGCACUGGGAAAAAUGGGUUGGUCCACACUGGACCGAAUCGGUGUUUGGAUCGGAUCACAACGAAUCGAAUAUAAUAUGGUCCGGUUCUUGGUCCUAUGAAUUUUAUAAAUACUGAAGAAAAACUAACCGAGAAUUUACAUUUGGACCGGACCAAAUUAAAGCAGACCAAACAGACUAAAUGCACUAUUGGUCCGGUCCUUGGUCCUAAGUUAUCUUUCACUAUUGGACCGCGAUUCUCUAGAUUUGAUCCGAUUCGGUUCGGACAGUCCACGAUGCCCACCCCUAACCACGGUGCAAUAGUGAAAGAUAUCUUAGUACCAAGGACCAAAUCAAUAGUGUAUUCGGUCCGCUUUGGUCCGUUUGGUCCGGUCCAAAUGUAAAUUCGGUCCAUUUUUCUUCUGUAUUUAUGAAAUUCAUAGGACCAAGGACCGAAUCAUAUUAUAUUCGAUUGGUGUGAUACGGUCCAAACAUCGAUUCGGUUCGGUGUGGUCCUAUAUGAACCAACUCAUUGCCCACCCCUAGAUAGAUCACAGAAGUGAAUGAUAUAAUUGUUUUGUUAGGAAAUUCCAUUUCAUAAUUAAUUAUAUGGGCUAAUUGUAAGUGAUAAAAUUGUGGGGCCCAAGACAACUCAAACCCAAUAUGAAUUCAAUGGGUGGAAAUCCAAUACUUGGUCACUUUGGAUUUUAUGAGAGACCAUGGUGAAUUAGUAUAUAAGAAGCUUCAGGUCUGGUCCCCAACACAACAAGACCAACUAAUCUCAUCUUCUCCCCAUCAUGAAGAUGAGAGCUCUCCCAUAGAGGCACUGAGGUGGCUUGGUUGUGGAAGACUGCAUAACCUCUUGGAUCGUGCACUAAGAGGCAUCAUCCGGAGAUUGAUCGUCACCGUUUCCGCAUCCAACUUUAGGCAAUCAUCCGACACGAAUCCAGGGAUUCCUAUAAUUAACCUUUGAUGAUCUAACAAGAUGAUUUCCAUGGAAUUAUAUAUGUUAAGUAAAUUCCUUUCAUGUUUGCCUUCAAGAAGAAGAAGAAGAAGAAGAAAGAGGACUUGAAGCAGAUUUGGAACUAAGUGUUAAGAGUUUUUGUGAGAUGUUCAAUUUAUGAAUCAUAUAUAUUAACACAUCCUCCCAAAACGAAAGUCACAACAUAUGGGUUUGAAGUUUGCAUAGGUCAGGAUACCAUGUGGUUAGCAAAAUAUAUGAGGGGCAUCGGAAUUCGAACAAAAGACCUUUCAGUCACAAAAAGCUCUAAUACCAUGUCAAGAACCGGUUUAAUUCCAAUAACUCGAAUUUUUUUGGAGAAUUUCAAUCAUGGAUGUGUAAGCAUCAUUUCUAGGAGCACACAGUAGUCGGUUGCCUCUGCUAAGGUUGUUUGGGAGAGAAGGAAAUGUUGAUUGUUGUACUUUGUACAGUUUUCUGUUCAUGUUUUGCAUGGCAAGUUUCUUAAUUUCCAGCCAGACUUCCCAACCUACAACAUUGCCGUUUUGUGGCCGAAGUUUGAAGAAGAAGUUAGCUUAAUUAGUUAGUCAAUAAAUCUGACAACUCACGUUUGACCGCAUUACGUAGUUAACGUAAGCUUGUCUUCUAAUGUUGUUGUUUCUAGGGUGGGUAAUGGGUUGAUCCAUACAGCAUCGAAUCGAUGCUUGGACCGGAUCUCAUUGCAUCGAAUAUAAUGUUGUCUGAUUCUUGGUCUCAUGAACUUCAUAGACACUGAUAAAAAAUGGAUCGAAUUGACAUUUAAACCGAACCAAAACGGAUCAAACGGACCAAAUGCACUACUAGUCUGGUCCUUGGUCUGAAGAUAUCUUUCACUAUUGAACCGUGAUUCUCCUAAGUUUAAUCGGACCGGACCGAUAACCACGUCUAGUUGUUUCAUAGAGUGAUAGAUUAGGGAUGGCAAUGGGUCGGGUUAGGGUGGGUUUUGUCAAACCCAAACCAUGGGUUUAUCCGCCAAAAAAACUAGGGGUAAAACCCGUGGGUUUGAAAAACUCAAACCCAGCCCGCUGGGUAUCCGCGGGUUCAUGGGUACCCGUGGGUUUUUGUGGUAAAAAAUUUACAAUAACAAGUUUCUUUCAAAAUAAAAGUUUAACAUAAAUUUCUCAUACAAAUUAUUCAUACAAAAAACACCAAUCUAGUGCAUACAAGCAAACCACAAAUGAUCAAUACAAAUUGUUCAGAAUUAAAGAUAAACAUCUAUAAACAAUAAGAUUAUUUGAAAGCUUCUUCCUCGUCAACUAAGUUUCUUCACUCUCCAUUUUAUAAUAUCAACUUCAUUCUAAACAAUUAGAAAGAACAAAUUAUACAUGUCUCCACAAACAUAAAGAAUAUUAGUUGUUUAAGGAAUAUAUAUUAUUUAUAAUAUUAUAUGUGUGUGGGCGGGUACCCAUGAGGCGGGUUUACCUAAACCCAAACCCAACCCGGUGAAUAGUAUAGCGGGUUUAAACCCAAAACCCAUCAACACGGGUUUUACCCACUUUGACCGGAUUGGGUCGGGUGGAUACCCGUGGGUUCGGGUUUUAUUGUCAUCCUAAGAUACCCUUCAUAACUGGCAAGAAAAUAAGAGGGAGUAGUCGUACGUGCAUGGCCAAAACUCAGCAAGGAAUUUUACGAGUCUAUUACGGGCUCAUUCUGCUCUCAGGCCCAACAGAAUGAUAACAAUGCCAGAGGCUGGGCCUGUAGAGCUAACUAAGAUACCCACUUCCUAACAUUGCUCUUCGGCCUGUUUUUUAAGUUUUAGCGGAUGACCUCUAAUGGGCCUUCUACUUUUCUGUAGUUGAAGUUCAUAGAGUGUGAGGGCUGCAAUGUGUCGAGUUUUUACUUAGCUUGAACUCGGCUCGUUUAUAAAUUUCAGUUCGAACU